GUCUUCAGCGUCGCCUGGGGCCACAGAUCGCCAUGGUGGUGAGCACGUUGCUGAGCGAUGACACCGCCCUUGGCUGAGACGUUGCUAUCGCAUCCAGUUCCAAGGACUUUUGAAGAUGGCAAACUCACCUUCCAUCGUUCCCCCUCAGAGCUCCAGCGCGCCGCGGCGCGGCGCGACAAACGCGGCGCCAGUCGCGGGUUGCUGGGGAAGACUUCGCUGCCCAGCGAGGAGACGCCGACGCCGAAUCCGGUGAAACCGAUGCGCUCGCAGUCUGCGCCCUCGGUGGUGUGGCAUAGGGAACCACCGCCAGAGAAGCAGCCGGAGAAUCCCCGGCGCCUCAACUCGGCACCCCAGAAACGGGGCACGAAAAGCUCCAGUGACCUGAUCGAAGUGCAGCCCCUGAGCGCUACAGAGCUGACUCACCUGGGCCGCAUCUUGCAAGGGCAGUUUGGACAGCUGGAGACCGAAGUCAACUUGUGUCCGCCUACCCCGGCGCACGGGAACAGGACGCCUCCACCAGAUUUCGUGGAUUUGGCUUCAGCGCAAGAAAAGAAACAGGGCUUCAUCCACAGACUGGCUGACAGUCAAUGCUUCGUCAGUGGCUUCAUGGUCCUCACCAUAUUCGCACUCUUCGCGCCCGAUUUGGACCUCCUACUUGGGACGGUGCAGUCGCAACACGCGCUGAGUUUGAUCAUGACAGUUUGCUGCUUCUUAUUUCUCAUCGAGAUUAUUGUGCAAAGUCUCGGCAAGGACGGGUACAUCUUCCGCGCCUACUUCUGGCUUGACGUCAUUGCCUUGAUCUCCUUGCUGCCGGAUACGUGGCUUUUCCGGGAGAUCUUUGAGAGCAACCAGGCCUUCGUUGCAGGGCGUUCCUCGCGCUUGGCGCGGCUGCUGCGCAUUGCAUCGCGUUCUUCGAAGGCCACCCGUCUCAACCGUCUCACCCGCAUCGUGCGAGUGGCGGCGCUGAUGCCAAGGCUUGGGAAGAUUUGCGCGAAACGUGUGAAGGUGAACGACACCAAUCGGGUUCUCGACAAAAAGUUGAGGCGUGUUUUCAACUUCAUUGACACAGACAUGGAUGGCUACAUCCCACAGGUGGCGGUGAUUAGCGUCAUCUCCAAGUUGAAGGCUGAAGAGGGAGCAGAUGAUAGCACUGCCUUGAUGAGCCUGAUGAAGUCAAAGGUGGUGAAUACCCUUGGCAUCAUGCGGCGCUUGGCCAAGACACAAAAGUCAGAGCCCCACUCCAUGCUCUCUGAGGGCACGAGGUCGAAGACCUCCAUGGAGUUUGGAGGUCGCUCUAAGACCUCCUUGGAAUUUCUGGCCGAGUCACCUUGUCAAUCCCAAACCUCAGGGCCUUUUGGUGACUCUCCGAGAGAAGGGCCAGAGAGCAGCCAUACCAGUCCUAGGCGCAAACCGCUGAGCAAGAGCCACACCAGCAAUUUUCAAGCCAAGAUGAAGACCAUGGCUUUAGCAGCCUCCAGCACCUCGCAGCUCACGCGGCAGAGCCCUGAGGAGGUGGAUCCGGAGGAACCCAUCGAGUUUGCCGAAUUCCGACGCUUGAUGCUGGAGGAUGAAUGGGUGGCAUCCAAGCUGCGCUCGGCGUGCGAGCGCCAGUUGAAACAGGCCAGCAACAUGAAGAAUCUCACUUCCCGGCAUGCAGAGCAUGUCGCUGUGAAGGUGGCUUUGGGCGUUCUCCUGCUGCUUUUUGUGCUCAACUUGAUCGAACCAACUUUGAAAAACAUUUCGCCCCUGCGUGGCUUGCGCUUCUGCGACAAGCUCGUAAGGGUGGAAUUCCCAAACCUCACCGCAGGGGUGGAAGUGCCCGAACUUGUCAAAGAGCAAGUGGAGGUUUGGCUCGAUGCUGUGGGGAAGAGCAUAGGCACAAGAUCCUUGCUCUACCUGGAUUUAGACAAGAAAGUGUAUUGUAGUGACAUUGCGGGUCAUACAGGUGGACCCUGCACCAAUGCCUCGCACUUCGGCCAACUGCGCGGGAGUUUGCUGGGGCUGGACAGUGACCUGCGGAACACCGGCGUGAGGCAGUCCGACCUGCUCCUCCUGCGGGUUCCAGAUUUUUCGGAUGCGGAAGUGUCACAGGAGCAGCUGGAGCUGGGGACCACUGCGGUGGCGGUGCUCUAUGACCGGGUGCAUAGCACAGUGGAGGCGUGGAUGUCUUUGCUUACGACCUCGGCUGUGAUCUUCAUCAUUCUAUCUGGCAUAGUGCUUCUGACGAGGGACCUCACCUUCCUCUCCCACCAUUUGUUAAGGCCGCUCCGGGAUUUGGCGGACGAGAUGGAGAGUAUUGCGCAGCUGCAACUUGCAGGGGUCUCCAACACUGAGGAGGAGGAGGUGGGAGAGGAGGCAGAGACCAGUGAGGUGUUGUUAAUUCGAAGGACCUUUGGGAACAUGAAAAAGGCCGUGCGGAGCUGGGGAAAGUACGUGCCCUGGCCCGUGGUGCAGCUACUGCUGCGCGCUGGAGAUGAAGCAAAGUUGGAAGUAAAAGAAAGGGAGGUGACCAUGUUCUUCUCCGACAUCGCCAACUUCACCACGAUUGUGGAGAGUAUCGAACCUGCGAGCUGUUUGCUGCUUCUCAGUCGCUACUUCAACGCCAUGUCCAAGGUCAUUGAGGACCACGGGGGAGUAGUCCUGGAGUUCAUUGGGGAUGCCAUUCAAUGCAUCUACGGUGCACCGCUGCACAAUGAGAGCCACCCUAUCUAUGCCGUGGAGGCUGCCCUGCGAAUGCUGAAUGCCUUGCGGAGGAUCAAGGAAUGGUGCCAGGAGCAGAACCUGCCGGAGGUCGGUAUCAGGUGUGGCAUCCACACUGGCCGAGUGCUGGUGGGCAACAUGGGCUUCCACUCACGCAUGAAAUAUGGCAUUGUGGGUGAGGAGUCCACCAUUGCUGGUCGGCUGGAGGAGCUCAAUAAGACCUACAAGACGAAGAUUUUGAUCUCUGAGAGUACUCAUAACAACCUUGGGCCACAUGAGUACUUCAUUCGACCCGUGGAUUUCGUGCAUCUAAGACAGGUGCAAGGUGCCAGUAGCGAGCUGGUCUAUGAGGUCAUCCCCAUGAAAGCGAAGCGGCCUUCAGUGGUGAACCGCAUCAUCUCGCUACAUGCGGAGGCGAUGUACGAAUACCGGAGACUGGAGUUUGCCAAUGCAGUGAGAAAGUUCGAGCAAGUGAACUCCAUUCUGGCCGAUGUGACUGAUGGGGAUGAUGUGCCAUCGUCCUUGAUGAUUAAGCGCUGUGGCACCUUGAUGGGUGUUCCACCACCCACCGAGUGGGAUGGCACUUGGGACUCUUAUGUGGAUUCUCUAGGUGUGUGAGACUGCCGCAGGCGGCGAGGCUUAGAGUCUUAGGUUCUGAGACGAUCGGAUAAUUCUGGCCGCGAUCUGCGCGGCCGGCAACCGGCGACGGUUUCA
Cladocopium goreaui is the source of this 3414-nucleotide messenger RNA. The record is from the annotation of a GenBank genome assembly. NCBI's taxonomy places the organism in Eukaryota, Dinophyceae, Suessiales, Symbiodiniaceae.